AUGGAGCUGGUGUGGCUGUACAUGAUGCUGAUCCACGUGCAGCACAUCGCUGCCAUGGCCUGGCUGUCCCUGGUCCAGCAGACUUCCCUGCAGGCAGUCCUCUGGGACCCGAGGGGCUGUGGUGGCCUGACAGGGCUGGAGGAAGAGCAGGGGCUGCAGGUCUUUGGCAAGGCCACAAUCCAAGGCACACGGGAGUCCCCUUACAUCAGCGCUGCCGGCACUGCUUUUGCUGUGAGCCGUGCCUGCAGCCGGGGGGAGCUGCACAGGUCACAUCAUCCCCCAUGGUGGUGUGGCUGCGACCCCAGGGUCCGAGGAGUCAGCCCUGGUGGUGAAGGAAGAAGGGGGUGUUCUGAUAACCCGUGUUAUGGGACUGCCUUCUCUCAGGCCUUCGUGGGCAGCCCUGAGAGGAGCCGUGGUGUCUCCUCCAGCCGAGCGCUCAUGGACCUGCACAACAAUGAGGCUGGCAUGAAGAUGGAGUGCAAGUGCCAUGGCAUGUGGGGCUCCUGCCAGGUGCGAGCCUGCUGGAAGCUCCUGCCUUCCUUCCGCCGCGUGGGCAACGUCCUCAAGGAAAAGCCUGAGGGGGCAGCAGAGGUUUUCCCAACGCGGGUGGGUUCCCGCCAGUUCCUGGUGCCCGGGAGCUCUCGCUUCAAGCCCUGCACGGCUCACGGCCUGCUCCACCUGCGGGCCAGCCCGGACUUGUGCCGGGACCCUGGGCACGGCACCCUCGGCACCUCGGGCCCGCAGUGCGAGGGGACAUGGCCGGCCAGGGACGGCUGCGAGCAGGGCCGGCCCGGCCGAGGUGCGGGAGCGCUGCAGCUGCAAUUCCGCUGCUGCUGCCCCGUCAAGUGCAGGCAGGGCCGGCAGCCCGGGGAGGUGCCCCGGUGA
Molecule: messenger RNA, 885 nt
Organism: Zonotrichia leucophrys gambelii
Lineage: Eukaryota; Metazoa; Chordata; Aves; Passeriformes; Passerellidae
Product: protein Wnt-4-like
Biological process (GO): canonical Wnt signaling pathway; neuron differentiation; cell fate commitment
Cellular component (GO): extracellular region
Molecular function (GO): frizzled binding; cytokine activity
Source: RefSeq, a predicted model, not a curated record